Molecule: messenger RNA, 1625 nt
Organism: Amaranthus tricolor (Joseph's coat)
Lineage: Eukaryota; Viridiplantae; Streptophyta; Magnoliopsida; Caryophyllales; Amaranthaceae
Product: ADP-ribosylation factor GTPase-activating protein AGD12-like
Exons: 9
Coding region: 303-1313 (336 amino acids)
Molecular function (GO): GTPase activator activity; phospholipid binding
Source: RefSeq, a predicted model, not a curated record
GGCAAACCGUUGGCCAUUUUCUAACCCAAUAUCCGUAAGUUUAUUCUUUCUAAUUUAUUCCUCCCUUUCCAUUCUCUCUCCUCUUUCUCUCUCAUCUUCAUCCUCAACCUCUCUGAGAAUUUCUAUUUCUCUUCGCUCCAUCAACAAAUUGCUAUCCAAUUUCGGUUACAAUUUGAGGUGGAGAAAUCCAUAUUGUUGGAUCAUACACUGUUUCUUGCGAAAUUUGCUUUUUCAUUAUGGUUUAUCAAUUUCUACCGGGUCCUCCAUCAAACAGCUACUUUUAAUUUGGAUGAGUGGAAUAUAUGUAUAAAGCGAUGAAUAAUCACGAGCUUCGUAGACCCACAUCAGGUAAAAGAAGGCUUAAGGAUCUACUGCUUCAAAAGGAUAACCGCACUUGUGCAGAUUGCGGAGCCCCAGAUCCAAAAUGGGCAUCAGCAAAUAUUGGAGUUUUUAUAUGUUUAAAAUGCUGUGGUGUGCAUAGAAGUCUUGGAACUCAUAUCUCAAAGGUUUUAUCAGUGACGUUGGAUGAGUGGUCUGAUGAAGAUAUAGAUGCGAUGGUUGAGGUUGGAGGAAAUGCUUCAGCUAAUUCAAUAUAUGAAGCUUUUAUUCCAGAUGGAUCCUCAAAACCUGGACCUAAUGCAAGUCAUGAUGAUCGUAUGAGAUUCAUUAGAUCUAAGUAUGAGCUUCAGGAAUUCCUGAAGCCUAGCUUACGAAUCACGUCGAUGCCUGCUGCGAAAAGCUCACUUCAAACAAGCUUCUCUAAGAAGCUGUUGAAUAGUUUCCGAGGUUCACAUUCAUCAAAGUUAUCAGAUGGAUCUGAAGGAAUGGUCGAAUUUAUUGGAGUAUUGAAGAUCAAAGUGGUAAAAGGGACUAAUUUAGCAGUCAGAGACAUGCUAUCAAGUGACCCUUAUGUUGUGCUGAAUCUUGGACAUCAGACAGUUCAAACAUCUGUUAUAAGAAGCAACCUGAAUCCUGUUUGGAAUGAGGAACUUAUGCUUUCUGUACCUCAACAAUAUGGAUCUGUGAAAUUGAAAGUGUUCGAUCAUGACACGUUCUCGGCUGACGACAUCAUGGGUGAAGCUGAGAUUGAUAUCCAGCCAUUGAUAACCUCUGGGAUGGCAUACGGGGACCCAGGAAUGUUUGGUGAUAUGCAAAUAGGGAAAUGGCUGAAAUCACAUGAUAAUGCUCUUAUAGAAGAUAGCAUAAUAAACAUAGUUGAUGGAAAGGUAAAACAGAAAAUGCAACUCAAGCUUCAGAAUGUUGAGUCUGGAGAUCUAGAAUUAGAAGUCGAGUGGGUCCCACUUGAGCAAUAGAUAUCAACGUUAAAACCCCAUUUGGGAAUUUAAAAGACAAGAACAAACUGAUUUCACAGAAUAAGGUUUGCAGCAUUAAGAGGUUCCAGAAUGAGAUUUCAGUAGUACAGUCAACAGUGUAUCUUAUGUAUUUAUCUAUUUGUUUGUUUUUUUAGUUCGAUUUGAGAAUUGGUUGAUCUAUUUGUUAUUGAAAGUUUUGUACUGGUCAAACUUUAUUUUUUGUAUUGAUUUUGGGUACUAUUGACUGAUAAAAGCAAAUUUUACGUUUUAUGCGUAAUUUAUGAUAUUAUUCUUGACCCUUAAAACAUAAAA